UCUAUAAAUCGCGACACAGCCUCUCUGUGUUGCCCUCAAGAUCCGUUCUCCCCAAUCAUCCAAGAGACUGUUCCAUUCUAAGCCAAAUUACUACGACUUCCCUCACUUGUCCAAACCUACAAGAGAAACAACCACAACAAUGAAGACAACCCAGCUCAUCUCAUCCCUCCUCCUUUCCCUCGUCCCCACCCUCACCCUCGCCGAUGGUGUUCCCUCGGGCGCCAAGCUCUGCGUAGGCCAAGGUGCCGGCAGCUGCCAGUUCGCUGCAUACCAGCUCCAACCUACCGACACGUGCGAAGACCUUCAAAAGAACGCCGCCUAUAUCUACGACCACGAAUGCAACCUCAUCGGCCACACGGAGAACUUCGCGGAAGGAGACGCCAUUGACUCGCAGCUGCCGUAUACUGUCGAUGUCAAGAACAUUGUCGGCGGUCCCUCGUGUGCGAUCAAGUACGAGAUUGCCUACAGUGAUGGGUUGUACGGAUAUGGAAUGCCCUCUGGUGGUGUUUGGGGCAGCUGUUCUGUGAGUGGCCACCAGUGCAACUGGUACCGGGUGGCGUUUGAUUGCCCUGGAUUCUAGAGAAAUUUGGGUUUGAUCUCUUGGGGUGGGAUAAUCAGCCUGCCUACGACUCUGGAAUGUAUAAUUUCCUUGUUUACUUUGUAUAUAAUGUCCAUGCAAUACCAGGAG
This is a messenger RNA of Aspergillus piperis CBS 112811, 688 nucleotides long. RefSeq lists its product as uncharacterized. The record is from RefSeq and is a predicted model, not a curated record. The transcript has a single exon. NCBI's taxonomy places the organism in Eukaryota, Fungi, Ascomycota, Eurotiomycetes, Eurotiales, Aspergillaceae. Bases 140 to 580 code for a protein of 146 amino acids.